AUGAUUGUGGGAUAUUUGGGAGCUGGUGUCAGUUUAUCUGUUCUUUUCACUUCGAUGUAUUGGAUGUUCCAAAUUGUUCAAGAUAUUCAAAAUUUGAAGGGUGAAGUUGAAGGUGGAGUUGAUGAGUUCAAGGUGAGCAUUUUUAUGGGAACUUUCACGCCGAAUAAAUAUCUGGAUUGAUAAUGCUUAUGCCUUAUCCAAUUUCUCAUUUUUUCCAACAUCAAAACAACCUCCAAAAAUGUUCAGAUUUUGGCUGAUGACACAUGGCAACGUCUUUUGAUCCUCCAAUCUCCAACUGGCGAAACUGCCAAUAUUAUGCCAUCAAUUUUCCGAAACCACCGUGAAAAAAGAUAUAUCUAUCCAGGAAUGUGUAACUGUGAUAACAAUUCACGUGGCUGCCCAGCUGGACCACCAGGACCACCAGGACUUCCAGGAAAACGAGGAGAUGAAGGUGUUUCUGGAGAUUUGGGACGAACUGGAGCAUCAGGAAUCAGUUUGGCGGCAGUUCAUCAUAUUCCAGGAGGUUGUAUUGAAUGCCCACAAGGACCAGCUGGACCACCGGGACCACCAGGACAAAUUGGAGCACAAGGAUAUAAGGGAGUUCAAGGAAAUCCAGGACCAUCAGGAGAUGAUGGACAACCUGGAGGACAAGGAGAUCGGGGAGAUUCGGGAGCACCUGGAGUUAAAGGAUUUGAUGGAGCUGAUGGACCAGAUGGACAACCAGGAACUGCUUAUUUCCCAGGGGAAAUUGGACAACCUGGAGAACCAGGAUGGUUGGGAUUGGCUGGUUUGCCAGGAAAACAUGGAGAACCAGGAAAAGAUGGAGAACAAGGACCACAAGGACCAAAAGGAGAACCUGGACAACCUGGAAGAGAUGCUUAUCCUGGACAACCAGGAAAAGCUGGAGAACCGGGAAGUGUUGGAAAAGAUGCCGAUUAUUGUCCAUGUCCAGCUAGAAAAGAUUCGAAUGUUGAGACUGGAUCUGCUUCGUCGCAAACAUACAAAAAUCGACGAGUUAAGAAGCAUUAA
This is a messenger RNA of Caenorhabditis angaria, 1029 nucleotides long. Lineage: Eukaryota; Metazoa; Nematoda; Chromadorea; Rhabditida; Rhabditidae. The record is from the annotation of a GenBank genome assembly.